AUGCUAAUGUACAAACCAAUUUGUUGUAUAAAUGCAUCAGAUCAUAGUAUUGAGACAUCCAGUGCUAUUGAAAAUGUUAGUUAUUGUUUCGAAAAUGAUGCUAAUAAUACUGAUAUUAAUGACAUAAUAUCUAACACUGAAGAUCUAAGUAAAGCCGACAAAAGUAAUGAGUCCGAUUUCGAUUCAGAUGACAAAGUUAAAGAUCCGAACUAUAGACACAGACCAGCGUCAAGAUCAUCAACGGAUUUGAACUCAUCAACGGAUUCAGCUUCCAGCUCCAGUAGUUCAUCAUCGUCAGCUUCAAGUGAACGUUCACAUUCCUCCCACAGCGAAAAUAUUCCACCCGCAUUACACUCCUCUAACAGCGAAAUCAUUCCACCUCCAUUACACUUCUCUGGCAACGAAAACAUUCCACUUACAAACUCUCAGCUUGAAAACUUAGAUUCUAACAAAAAACUCACACGAAAACGACUACGAAAUGUUAGCAGCUGGAAGUCAGACGUCGCGAAACGUUUAAGAAACACAGGUCACGGCUACACAUCAAAAAAACUAAAGAAAGUCAUUCCAGCCAGAAAAGUAGGGCCACCAUGUGAGACUCAAUCAAAUCAUGAAGAUUCACCAAUCGCUGUUGAAGAGCAGAUGGAGAUUUUGCAUUCUGUGCCUUCGUCACCUAUGGGAUCGCCUAUGACUUUUUCACAUACGGAGGUAAAAAGAGAAUCGCCACUUACAACAGAACAACGAGCGACAAUAGCCGAAAUGGAAAAUUUAGGCUUUAACGGUGAUGACUUUAAUGUUCCAAUAUUAUAUUCCAAUAAAUUACCAUUGUCAGUAUUUAGAACAAACAAGGAUUACGAACUACUAGAAUCAUCGGUUCCAUCAAUAGAAAAACAACUUACACCGCUGUUUACACCAGUAGCAUCCAUACACUCAAUAGGAAGCCCUAGCAUUAUAGAAACUUCUGAAAACCCACAUAACGAGAAUCUGUCAACUUUCAUUGAUGACAGCGAUGACUCUGUAGCAGACCCUAAUUACCAACCUAAUGACGAGGAAAUUCAGUGCUCGCCAAUGUCACCCAUUACGUCCUCAUCUUUAGUUCAAAUUGAACAACCAGUCAGCAUUACUAAUCCACAAGAAAUAGAAGAAUCGCCCACACUUGAAAGUAACCUUGAUCGUCAAAAAGUGAAAAGAUGCAAAAGAAAAAUACCGGAAAAUUGGAAAAAAAACAUUAGAAAAACGAAGAAAAAUUGCGGUGAAACAUACAUAUCAAGUCAAGGAAAAAAUGUACCGGCAAAAAAGUGUGGCAAUGAAAAUUGUAAGUGUCAACGAGCUUGUCAUACAAAAAUUGAUAAUAGUACGAGAAAAAAUAUUCAUUUGUCAUUUUGGGGUUUGGGUAGUAUUGAAAGACAAAGGGAUUUUAUAGUAUCGAACGUGGUUUCAACUGAAGCAACAGGAUCACGUGUGACAAACUCGAGAAGGAAAUUCACUUUGAAUUACAGUUUCAAGAUUAAUUCGGAAACGGUAAAUGUGUGUCAACCUUUUUUUCUUCGUACACUGGAUAUCAGUGACAAGAUGGUCCGUACUGCUUUGAAGAAAGCGCGCCGAGGAGUGGGUAAUAUACCUUCCCCUGAUAAAAGAGGUCAUCACAUACCUUGCAACAAAUUUAGCGAAGACAACAUAAAGUUUGCUAAUGAUCACAUAGAUUCAUUUCCAAAAGUGCCUUCUCAUUGGUGCCGUAAAGAUACAAAAAAGAUUUAUUUGGAGACCAUUCUUAAUAAAGAAAAAAUGUACGAAUUAUAUAAGCAGCAAUGUUUGGAGAACCAUAAGAAACCCAUUGGAAAAACUUCGUAUAAAGAACUAAUUUUAAAUAAGAAUAUAGGUUUCCACAAACCAAGAAAGGACCAGUGUUGGUGUAACAAAUAUGAGCAAUUAACUGAAGAAGAACAAAAGGCGAAACAAGAAGAAUACGAAGAGCAUGUUAACAGAAAAUACUAUGCACAGGAAGAAAAAACAUCGGAUAAAAUUAAAGCAAUAGAAGAUAGUCGCUCGCAUGUUUGUACUUUUGACUUUGAAGCAGUGCUAUAUUGUCCUUUGGUUUUAGGAAAACCUGUAUUUUAUAAACGGAAGUUAGGUAGCAUGAAUUUCACAAUUCACAAUGCAGCGACUAAACAAGGCUAUUGUUAUUUUUGGCCGGAAUAUGAAGGCAACCGUGGAUCAAACGAAGUAUCAACAUGUCUCUAUAAUUACAUCUCAAAUCUCUCCAAUGUCGAUCACCUGAUUUUAUGUUCUGACUGCUGUCCAGGGCAGAAUAGAAAUUCUGUGCUUGUUGCUAUGUUCAAUUAUAUCAUUACAUCACCUGACAAUGAGAUUAGAGUCAUUGACUAUAAAUUUCUUGAACCUGGUCACACCUACAUGGAGUGCGACAACAUGCACUCGACAAUUGAACGAGCUUCUGAGUAUGCCAAAAUCUACAUCCCUGAUGACUGGCAAAAUGUCAUACGACUAGCUCGUAAAGACAAUCCAUAUAAUGUUCAAGUUAUGGAACACACAGACUUUUUGGAUUUCAAAUCACUGCGAAGUACUAUUAUUCCAAAUACAAUGAAAGCCACUGAUGGAACUGUUUUGCAAUGGGCUAACGUAAGAUGGUUACGAUUUAAUAAAAACAUUCCCCAUUCGUUGUUUUUUAAAUAUGAUUACUGGGAAGAAUUCAAAGAGGUAAAAUUAAAGGAGAGAGUGACUAGAUCGGAACAUAAUUCGAAUCUUGCAAAACUGUACCCAGGACAAAUUUUGUUAAAACAAGCAAAACAUAAAGAUCUGAUGGAAAUGUGUCGAGAUGGGACGAUAACCAAGAAUCAUAACUACUACUAUGAAAAACUUCCUGUUCAGUCUGUAUCAGGAUCGUUGCCUCAGACUAGGCCUCGUCAAGAUGAUGACGAAUUGGAAUUAUCUGCAACACGAGCCUCAUAUUUAAGACGUCGGUCAGGGAAAAAGAAUUAA
Messenger RNA from Pieris macdunnoughi, 2994 nucleotides. The record is from the annotation of a GenBank genome assembly. NCBI's taxonomy places the organism in Eukaryota, Metazoa, Arthropoda, Insecta, Lepidoptera, Pieridae.